Pelagomonas calceolata is the source of this 1817-nucleotide messenger RNA. Lineage: Eukaryota; Pelagophyceae; Pelagomonadales; Pelagomonadaceae. The record is from the annotation of a GenBank genome assembly.
GCACGAGCUGGCAGCUCCUACACCGCAGCUUACACGUGAAAUUUGGGAAACUCGCAAGUUGCGAGAAGCUCUGGACCCAGUGCGCUUGCCGCACGACUUCGACUAGGGUAGUACCAGAGAGCCUCUCUGAAGCGGGAGCCCUGUGCAACCAGCGGGCCGCCGGGCGGCGCACAAGCUCUGAUAGAAUGUGCGCUCCACCCACACCAACAAUCGACAAGACAAAAGCAAGAAACCUCAGCCUCGCCUACGCCUUCACGCUGGCGGCCGGCGCGGCACGAGGAGUCUGGUCCUACGCCGUGCUGAGCGGCUACCUCUACGUGCUCACGGGCGGGUCGAACGCGCGGGUGGGCCUCGCCGAGGGCGCCCAGGGCAUCGCGCAGUGCGCCUGCGGCCUGCUCGCGGGCUGGGCGGCCGACCGGUUCCGGCGGCGGACCGUCUGCCGCGUCGCCUGCGUCACGGGCGUGGUGGCCUCGUUAGGACUGAUCCUGGCCAUUGCCGUAAGCGACGUCUCCGCCCGGGCGCGCUUCGACUACGUCACGGUCGGCCUUGCGGCGUUCGGCGCGUAUCAAGGAGUGUGGAGCACGGCCCUCGAGACGCUCUUCGCGGACUCGACGACGCGCGGCGCGCAACGCGCCGAGGCGACAUCACAAAAAUUCAUGCUGACCCUUUUGGCGACGACGGCGGGCCCGGCGCUGGCGCUGGUGCUCUUCCUAUGCAUUGGGGACGACUGGUCCCUCGCCGCGCUGAAAACAGUGGCAGUCGUCGGUCUGGCGCUGUGCGCGCCGCCGGCGCUCCUCUUACUGGGGUUGCGAGACGUGGGCGCGGAUGCGUGCGACGACGAGGAGGCAGACAAGGAGGGCGACGAGGGCAUCGCGCGGCUGAUACUGGUGGCGGAUCUAAUAUCAGGCUUCGGGUCGGGCAUGACGGUGAAGUUUAUUCCGCUCUUCUUCAAGAACCGGGCGGCCUUCUCGCCCGUCGCGGCGAACGCGUUGUCCAUCGGCGCCGCUUUAGUUAUGAUCUGCGGGUCGCGGGUCUGCGAGCGGUGGAGCCAGUCCGCCGGGAAAGCUCGCGUCUGCGCCGUCUGCAUGGUCCUGGCCGCGAUUGCACUGAUAGGUCUGGCUUGGGCCGACGCAGGGCGUCUAAACGUCCUGCGCCCCGGGCGGCCCGCGUUGACGUCAACCAUCAAGCGCGCCGGUGCAGUUCUCUUAUAUUUGCUCACUUGCGCGCAGCACGCCUGUCGCCCAUUAAAAAAGGCGGCGCUCAACGACCACGUGCCUCACGCGAGUCGAGGCCGCUGGAACGCGCUCGACGGGGUCACACGGUUCGGCUGGUCGGGGAGCGCCGUGCUCGGCGGCUAUUUGGUCGAUCGAGGAGGGUACGCCCUGACGUUUGUCGUGACUGCCGCAACACAAUUAAUCGCGGCAUUGGUCUGGCUGGCGUUGGUAGGCCGCGUCGACCCGCACACCGCGGGUUUGGUGCCGCGGCGGCGCGCGCCGACGGAGGACUCCCUGGAGGAGCCGCUCAUGGAGGAGGCCGCGCCGACGACGCGAGCGACGAGCGGCUCCUUCGUCGUCGACGACUACUCGGAGAUGCCGCGCGGGUGAUUUUAUUCUGUGUGUAAUCUGUGAUUAUUUGGAUACUUACCACCGCAGAGUGACAGACGCGGCUAAGCAGAGCGCCUGCUAGGCGGCCUCUCGAUCACUUGCUGGACACAAAAUAAUUUUUGUGCAUCUCCUGCAACCAACACCGUGCGCUCCCACGGCUUUAAAAGCUGCCCCCGCAUCAUCCCAUAGCCCCGGCCUCGCGAGCGACCGUCG